AAAUAUUGUUGAGUUUCAAUUUAAUGUCAUAAAUAGGGCAGGGGGACAUUUUAGAAUCUCAUUUUAAAAUCUUGGAACCAUUAACAAAAAUAAUUAAUUUGAGAAAGGAACCUACAGACAAAUGUGCUGGAUGACAGGAUGAUGGGAAUUGCAGUCCAGAGCGCCAGCUAAUUUCAUCAUCAACCUCACCCGGGGUGGGGUUUUGGGGGACCCACAGCAAUGACCUUUGAGACGAUCCGGGCCAGCUCCCAGCUCAGCCCUUCCCAUCCCUGGUCUCUCCUGUGCACUGAUGCCCGUGCAAUGACUGCAGUCAUGUUGGUGCCAGCGUUCACACUGCAGUGUACACUGGCCGCCCUCGAGGAGGCAAAAUUGUCCUGGGUGGGAGGAGCAGAGGCUGCUGGGAAGUACAAAGAGGUAAGUGGGUGGACCUGAUAGAAUCAGAAUCAGAGAGAGGAGAUAAUGAAACCAGAGUCCACUUUCACUUCUGAUGUGUUAGUUGCACACACAAAGCAAGUGAGGAAGCACAUUGGGAGUCAGCUCUCCUCCGCAUGAGCCUGAAGUAGUGUGUGUGGCCACCUGGACGAUGAUGUGAGCCCUGGAGGGAUCCCACCGGAGACCCACUGCCUGCAGAGUGAGACCCACCUGGCAUCGGUGGACGAGAUGGCCGUGGCGCCUGCAGUUCAAGCGUCUGAGGUGGUCAGUGACGAUCAAGACAACCCCGAGGUGUUUUACACGGUGGAGAGGGACGAAAGCGGAGAAGUCGUCUGCCUCUGCUCCGAUAUGGGGGAGGCCUAUGACAAAAUAGCUGCCCUGGCUGAAUAUUUGCUGAAAGACCAGCAAGAUGCCCCGGCGGACGAGCAUUUUGAAAGCCUCUUUUGGGAUGUGGGGGCUGCAGAAGGGCCUGGGGGCUGCGCAGAGGCCAAAAGCUGGGGCCCAUCCUCGGACCCCCCCGAAGCCAAGCGCCAGAGGCUGGCUCACCCGCCGGCUCUGUGCAUUGUGAGCGGGGACCCCCUUGCCAUCCCGCUGAACCCCGGCCAGGAUGGCACCAACUCUCCACCCGACUUCCACCUGCAAAUUUUGGUGGCCACCGUGGGCCCUGCGGGCAGAUCUCCAGAAGCGCUGGGGCCCUCUGCAAAUGGGGAGCUCUGGUGCAUCCCACGCCAUGGGAGCAACAUCCAGAUGAUCUUCACCUUUGAAAACGCCCAGCAAUCCUGCUUGCCUCCAGAUGCACCAACCUCCCCAGGGUUGGUCCGGGCUUUCUGCAAAGAGCUGAAAGAGCAUUUCCGCAGAGAAUGCCGUUCGGGCCCUGGGCAGCCCCUGGGACACCUUUACCUGGAGAGGGACUUGGUGCAGCAUCACCUGGACGGCAGGGGCGGGAGGAGUGCAGACCUGAGGCGCUGCCAGCUGGGAGAGAAGUGGGAGGCCUCCGUGGACAGAAGCAGCUUGUUCCAGAUGACCAGGAAAAACGACCUUGGCAGCAGAGUCAUCGUGGUCUUGGGGAAGGCGGGCAUGGGGAAAAGUCUUCUGGUCCAGAAGAUCUGCCUGGACUGGGCCGAUGGCCACAUGCCCCAAUUUGACUUCGUUUUCCAAUUUGACUGCCGGAGGCUGAGCCUGCUGCACGGCACCUACCACGACUUCAGGUCCCUGCUCUCGGAUUCCCUGGGUGGCUCCUGCCAGGGCAUCCAUGAAGUCUACGCCAGCCUCUUGAAGAACCCAGAAAGAGUCCUCCUCCUUUUUGACGGCAUGGGAGAUCUGAAGGAUCCAGAGGGCUUCUCGUCUGCUUCUGGGAGCCCACCCCACGGGGAAGCCCAUGGCCUUGGCGCCAUCUUGGCCUCCCUCUUCCAAAGGAAGAUGCUCAAUGGCUGCACUUUCUUACUGACUGGACGGCCCAAAGAAAGGCUCCCCCAGUAUUUUCCUCGGGUGGACACGGUCCUGGAGGUCGUGGGCCUCUCCCUGGAGCAGGCCUCACUCUGUCUCGCUCGCUCUUUUGAGGGCUCUUCCCACUGGGAGCAGGGGGCCGACCUGAUCAGGGCCUCACCUUACCUGUUCAGCCAUUGUUGCAAUCCUGGCCUCUGCCGGUUCAUUUGCCAGGCUGUGUUUGAAACAAGAGGUCAAGAGCUGCCCUCCACUCUCACCGGCCUCUUCGUCACAUACCUUCUCCAGAAGAUGGCAAGUUCGACUGCAAACUGCAGGGCCUUGAGGUACCAAGGCAUCCUUGCCUUGGCUGAGGUCUCUUGGUCUCUUGGGCAACGGUGCCAAAAGGCCCUCUUGAGCGAGCAGUUCCCUUCCGCAGACGUGAAGGAGUUUGCUCUGAAAACUGGGCUCAUGGUGGAGCAGCGGGACGUAUAUGUGUUCUCCAACUUUGUUGUCCAGAAUUUCUUGCUGGCCCUGCAUUUGACUUUUGCCAAAGAGAUCAAGGGCAAAAAACUCACCAAAUACCUUGGUUUGGGGGCCAGGUUCAGGAAAUUCUUCUCUUCGGGGGGCCUGGUGCCCCGUUUCUUGUCUGGGUUGCUGUUCUUAAAGGACGAGCUCAGCCGUUCCCUCCUUUUUGGUAAGGAAGGUGAGUUAGAUACGGAGAAGAUGAUCGCAAGGAAGCAGAGGUGUCUCUCCAGAUUCAUCCGGAAACUUUCCCUUCGGGAUUUCAGUCCAGACAAAUUGUUGGAGCUGCUCCACUGCGUCCAUGAAACCGAAGAUCAAUACCUCUUGAACCAUUUGACCCUGGAGCUCGGGCCGGACCUCUCUUUCUUGGGCUUUUCACUCACCCCACCAGAUGUCAGCGUCCUGCACUCUGUGUUGAGAAGGUCCUCCAAGAAGUUCUCUUUAGACCUGAGGGGGAGUUGCCUUCACUUGGAUGGACUCAGGAAGCUGGUCGAUCUGAAGAACAUCACCAAGUUCAGGGUGUCCCUGGGGGAAGCUGUGGCGCUCUGGAAGCACCUGUGGGACGUCCAGGAGAGGGAAGCCCUGCAGACAGCCAUGGAGAAGUUCCUGGUGGUGCCCUUCAGGGCGAAGACGUUGGGGGACGUGGACGCCCUUCUCGGCCUGGUGCAGCUGCAGAGAGACAUGGCGGAAGGCAGGGAAGACUCUGCGGGCUCCAGCAGCCGUCUUAUUCCAGCCAUCGCUGGGUUCCUGAAACUAGAAUUCAGCCUCGGGCCCAGCUCUGGCUUGGAGGGUUUCCGAAAGUUGGCGGAUUCUUUGGUUGCCUUCUCGGCUCUUCAGCACUUGGACUUGGAUUCCCCUGAUGAAAACGAAAUCGGAGAUGAAGGGGUGGAGUCCCUCACCCGCGUCCUCCCUCGCUUGGCGUCUCUGGAAACGUUGAACUUGUCCCGGAACAAGAUCACUGACCUGGGCGCUGAGCUGUUGGCCGGAGCCCUCCCCUCCCUGCGUUUGCUGAAGACCCUCAGUUUGUACGAAAACAACAUUGGGGAUGCGGGUGCAGAGCACGUGGCAGAGGUGCUGCCCCAGAUGUGUGCGUUGCGGGUGCUGGACCUGCACUGCAACCGGAUGUCUGCUGCCGGAGCCCGGUGUCUGACGGAGCGCUUGAGGAGAUGCCCCUGCAUUCAGAGCUUGGCGUUGUGGAACCCAAUGAUCCCUCACGGGGUUCUGGAUCACCUGCAGCAGCUGGAUUCUCGGAUCAGGAGAUUUUAGGGGCAGCCCCUGACGGGUCGCUUCGGAUUCUGCAGUGGAGGAAAUUCUGCUGCUAAAAUUAAAGCUGGGUGAUCCAUAAAGGCGGCUUCUUUUUCUCCAUCAACACGAUCACUGGAUCCCCUUUCUGAAAGAAUCCUCUCCAGGGCAGUUGAGGGGCUUUAGGUCCCAAAUUUUGUGAAGUGAAGGGCGAAGGCAAGGAAAACGUUUGUGUCCCUCUGCACAUAAGUGGAUGCAUCCAGUUAUUUGACUUAGCAGAUAUCUAUGGAGAAUAAGCAACUGACUUUUCUAAAAACAAAAGAAAAUGCUGGUGCUUUCUGAAUAAACUCAGCUCCCUUUGAGAGCUGAUACCUUUCUGGAAUAUUUCUGCAUGGAUUCACGAUCAUCCCUUGCAGCUUCCUAAAAGGUUUGGAGGAAUAAUGUAAUGAACACACAAGUAGGCAAGGCAGAACUGGAAUCCUGGACCCACAAGGGUCAUUUUAAGCUUUAGCAACUGUUGAGGGUGUGUAUGUGUUGGUGUGUACCAGGGCCUAGAAGCUUAUUUCUAGUGAUCGGAGCACAGAGCCUCUUAACUCUAAUGUACAGUUUUCAUAUCCCUGAGAAACUGUCAAUAAAUAUUUUUCUACAAGCGUC
Messenger RNA from Pantherophis guttatus, 4275 nucleotides. The record is from RefSeq and is a predicted model, not a curated record. NCBI's taxonomy places the organism in Eukaryota, Metazoa, Chordata, Lepidosauria, Squamata, Colubridae.